AUGGCCGAUUUUCGACAGCUUGCGCUCGAGCCGCACAAGGCAAAACUUCAGACCGCCGCCCCCGCGACAAACCCUGUCGCCCGCUGGGUAGAGUCUGUACAGGCCUGGAUGCCAGGAAGCAGCGGUGACAGCCAUGACUCUCAGGAACAGCCCGACUGGACGGCGCGAGCUAAAGCUUUGGAGUUCUUAUCCCAAACCCUCGAGCAUGUCGGCAAUGACGUAUUAAAGGCUAGCCAAGUCAAACUCUUAAUUGGCUUCUUCGGUGCCAUGUUCGAUGUCGAUCACAAGGCAGGCGUUCUGCCAUCUGCUUCGGCCCUCUCGAAGAUCGUCGCCAUGAAAUCGUUCCAGCCCUCGACUGGUUACGAAAUCAUCCAAAAAGUGUGCACCCUCAAGGACGACUUCUCCCGCCAAAUAGCCAAGACCCGACUGGCAGUAUACACACUCUUGCGCUCUCUCAUAGGACACAAAGAUGUCUCCGCCAACAUCAGACGUCGUGAUGAUAGUACUAGCUUUAUUGUUGAGCUGAUUGAACUGUGCCGCAGCGAGCGCGACCCCGACUGUCUACUCGUCUGGUUCGAUAUCGUACGCAUAUACAUGUUGCAGUAUGCUCCCGAAAAGGAGGCUCUGGAACAUGUAUACGGCAGUUUCAAGGCCUACUUUCCCAUCACCCUCCCGCGAACCGCGCAGAGCAAGGUCACUCCCGAAGAGCUCAAAUCACAAUUGCGCAAAUGUUUCGCAGCCCACCAUGCGCUGGCAGAUAGCACUAUUCCAUUUCUGGUCGGAAAGUUGGAUCAAGGAGAUGGUGUCACAGUCAACGUCAAAGUGGAUGUGCUUCGCACCCUCAAAGCGUGCCUGGAACAAUAUGAAGAACCCAAGCAGUCUGUGGUGCCUUUCGCCAAUCGUAUAUGGGGCAGCCUCAAGUACGAAGUCCGCAAUGGGGAGAUUGAGGAUACAAUCUGGGCCACUCUAGAAGCCCUCAAGGCUCUUACGACUCGCUUAAGCGGAGACGACUUGCGUGACUUUACGCUCAACGUCACCCGUGACUGUGUCAACGACCUCUCGAAUGCCAUGUACGCUGGUCCGGCAGGCCGACUACUUGUUGCGAUUCUGAGCGCGUCACCAGCCGCAUUUGUACUGAUGGUAGCUCCAGCUAUUACUCACAUCAAGGAAAACCUGCGUCACCCAAAGUCCGAGUCACAUAGUCAGGAUCUGCUGAGGCUGCUGAGGGUAAUUCUCGAGACCCGCAUAUUACUCAUGAAACACACGAUUACUGCCGAGGAACUGACCGAUUUUAUCUCUAUUGACACUGUUUUCAAGACGCUCUACGAUGCCGUUUUCCAGUCUCCAUUAAUGGCCGCAAAAAACGCCAACGCAUCCCAAGAAGAACUCAAAAUUGGCGCGGAAGCAGUUCAAGGCGCUGCUGUACUUCUUUGCGAACGGGCUUCAAUUGCCGUUGAUGCCACAGCAGAAAGGCCUCGACUACUCUCUGACGAAGCCUGUGCGGAGAUUUGUGAUACGCUAUUCGAGAUUGCCACACGCCACUCGCAGGACCCCCGACAACACCCUUCCGCAUCUGAUGAACUCGUCAAUGAGACGGCAAGGUCUCUCCAGCGCAUUGUUCUAGAUCUACCAGCUGCUUUCACCACUCUCUUGCAAAAGGGUACGGCUACCAUUCGGAAGUGUUUGAAUGGACAGGACGCCGAUGCUGCGAAAACAAUCCAAGAUCUAGGGUCGAUGUUGGCAUAUGUCGGCUGCUCCGAACUUCCAUCGCCGCCCUCACCAGGACUUGCACACUUUGUUACGCUUGUCUCUGCACUGACAAACGAGCUGUUGGCAGCUAUCGAAUCCAAGGCCGACAACAAGCUCUGGUGCUCGCUAGUCGCCGGUAUUCAGUCAGCCUGCCGCUACUUCAACGAUGCCUGCUUUGAGCAAGACUUAGAUCGCAAUAAGCUCCACGUGUCAACCACGUGGCUGAGUGACAUCACGAACCUGUACCCUGAACUCAAGAGCGUGGGCAACCCCCAUGCCAGUCACGAAGUGGAUAUGCUGAGGUCGAGCACUGUCAAGUCCAUGGCGGAUAUAUACGGCGAAUUUCUUUUGAUAACGUUAUUCAUUGUUAGAACGCUGUAUCGCAAGGCAGCCCAUACCAUAGGCAACAUCGGCAACGAGAGCAUAGUGCUGAGCGAUGACUUUCCUCGCGACGAUCAGCUUUCUGCAUCUCAAUACUUGUAUCUGAUAUCCAGCCUCGCGAGCUUCGUUACGCACAAGUUCACCGAGACACAACAAGCGGCGCUGGCUGCUGAGACAUGGGCUAUCAACUUAUUCCAAGAUGGUUACGCAACAACACCGAGCUCGUGGAGGUGGCUUGUCAAUGGCCGCGUCAAUUCGUUGACAUUCGGGAUCGUGGAGGCGUUGCACCCGGCCCGGGUAGCCAAGCUGUUUGAUGGCGAUGUUGGGCAACAAAUGCUUGUUGCCGUCAUCUCGAACACAGAAAGAGAUAACAGCGCGACCGCAACUGCCGUAUCCAAGUCUAUCCUGAGCAUACUUGCCAACAAAUACACGCUGGAGACGGCCGAACCGGUUUUAGAUGCUAUCAACACACAGUUGGCUAAUGCACUCCUGAACUCUGCAGAGUCAUCCAUCGACAAGGCUAUUCCAAUUCUUGCUAUUGCUGCUGGCCUGUUGCGUCGAUACAACGGAAAGCAGACACAGCGUUUGGUUGAGCUUAUCCGUGACAGCCCCAAGAACAAAGUAAUUGGUUAUAACAUAGCGCGCCUCCUUGAGCUCAUUGCCGCUCCGCAGAGCUUUCUAUCCAAGGAUGCCUACGCAGUCGUUAAACCGCUAUGGAUGCAGAAGCUAUACGUCCAAAUGGUACAACACAUGCUGCAGUCCGCCCUGUCCACGGGCCAAGUUCCUCACGACAACCUCGCCAAGGCUAGCUUUGGCUUGGGUGUGCUGAUGCUCGUGAAGCACAUGCCCUACUCGAUAUACGAGGACGACGUGGAAAAGGUACUACGCGUUGCUAUCUCGGUCGCCCAAACUGCUGGUAUCGGCACCGAUACACUGGCCGCUCUCGCUGUGCUCAAAACGGUUCUGACAGAGGCGCCUGAGAAGUCGCAGGACCAUAUCCGCAGCAUCAUUGGUAUCUGCACGAGCACCUUUGCUGUGGAUGAGGAGCCCAAGCCAAAACCUGACUGGGUGCCGGACUACAUUGCCGCGCCAUCGCGUGAUCCAGAGACGUUGGCUCGCUGUAGCAAGAGCGGGCUUCAAAUCCUGGGUGGCCUACCUCGACUAGUCGAGUCUCGCUAUCUUUUGGCUUAUGUGCCGCAGGUGGGAAGGGUUCUUGCCGCAGCGUGCGGCCACAGAGUCCGCGAAGUUCGUGUGUCUGCUCGUGCAGCACGUGUUGCAUGGGCAGAAGUCAAGUAG
Messenger RNA from Beauveria bassiana ARSEF 2860, 3426 nucleotides. RefSeq names its product HEAT repeat containing protein. Lineage: Eukaryota; Fungi; Ascomycota; Sordariomycetes; Hypocreales; Cordycipitaceae. Bases 1 to 3426 code for a protein of 1141 amino acids. The record is from RefSeq and is a predicted model, not a curated record. The transcript is spliced from 6 exons. Gene Ontology annotation, cellular component: cytosolic [4Fe-4S] assembly targeting complex. Gene Ontology annotation, biological process: iron-sulfur cluster assembly.